AGAAAAGGACACAGCACAGGGGGAGGAGAAACGUCUUGUUCCUGUUGUGUGCAGGCAGAUCCUGAGUGUGAUGAAGAUGCAUGUCCACAUUAGAGGAGCAUCCUGGAGAGGACAAUAGCUCGUCCUCCUACUGACGGAUUACAGCGUGCUGCUUGGCUCAAACUGUCUCACAUCGGGCUCCGAGCCGUGACCAUGAGCGAGGCAAAAAAAGGUGAGAUAGCCAUCCGGGACAAAGCCAUCCUGCACCAACAGAGGCGUCUGAAGCAGGCCACCCAGUUCACACACAAGGACUCAGCUGACCUCCUGCCCCUGGACGGACUCAAGAGACUGGGCACGUCCAAAGACUUGCAACCACACAGUAUCAUCCAGCGUCGCCUGCUGGAGGGAAAUAUCACGCGGUUGAGAGGGGAGGCCCAAGACCCCAACACCAGGUUUCGGUCUCCUCUGGCUGACAGCAAGGACAGAGCUGCAGAUGCAGAGGAGAGGAGCGAGAGCACAGCCGACGACUCCACCGAGGAGAGAGAGUCUCUGGAGGAGAGCGAGAAGAGCCUCCGGUCAGACGAGGAGGACGACAGCACCGAAGCCAGAGCUGGACAGACGGUUGAGAAGUGCACGGGGAGCUCCAGCCUCCUCACAGCGCUGCUCGUACGGUGCAAGUGCUGCGAGACUGAAGUCAAAGCAUCCAUCAACACCGGCAGCAGACAAAACCACAUCUCCACCUCCUGCUGCCAGAGGCUCGGCCUGGUGCCCUCUCAAGAUGGUUCAGAUGGUCGGUCCACAAUAGUGACGGGUCUGCAGCUGCAGCUGGGCACACAGACGGUCCGAUGUUCAGCCUACGUCAAAGAGGAUGAAGGCUUUGACCUGUGCCUGGGUCUUCACACUCUGUUGGAACUUCAAUGCUGUCUGGACCUGAGCAGUCGCGUCAUGAAGCUGCGGGGCUGCAGUGACCAGCUGCCGUUUCUUGACCCUGCGACCGACGGCCGGUGCCAACACGACACCAAUAAGAACCUGUGACCCAGAACCUACAGUGGUGACCACUUCCUCACGUCAGGACUGGCUGCAGCACUGUGGAGCGACAUCGUUUCAGUGUCUCACAACGGGGACGAGUGUGUGCUACAGUCACAAUUCAGUUUACAUUGUUGUGUUUGUACAAUUAAGACUUUAAUGAUGAUUAUCUAUAGUUUAAAUGACGGGUUUACAGAAUCGAUGCGCUGCAGCUCAGCUAAACGUGGCGGUGGAGUCUUUCAGCUGACAAGUCUGUUCGGUCUGUUGGAAAAACUCUUGUUUAAACUGCGAUAUUUCGGGGACAUUUCAAGUUGGGGGUGGACGUUUGCAAAUCUCGCAACUUUCCAUUUCACCAGCUGCACUAUUCUGAUGUUCUUUUUGUCAGGCGUACAGUGACGUGCAGUUGACUGGAUAGCUUUUAUUUUUUCGUGAAUGCAUGCAAGGAAAAAAAACAAUAAAAUCUGGAUCACAAUGAGAAACUUUCAGCACUUUCACACCAAUGUCAUCAUACAGCAUUUCAUUUUCUGGUGUGUUUUGAGAUGGGUCAUCUCAAUCAGAUCUCUGAGUCUUCAGGAAGAAACCAGUUCCUUGGCACAGACGAUCCAGAUUUUUUUUUUUUAAACAAACAAAACCUAAUAUAUUCUGAUUUGGCUGCAAAGAAAAGUAUUUUAAAGCAUAAAAAAACAAAUAUGUUAAUGAUUAUUGAAAAUCAUUUCAGUGCAGUCCACUGAGAGUUAGCAUGACUCAUCAAAAAAAAAAGUGCUGUUUCUUCUUUUAAGAGCACUCAAGGGAACUCUUUAAAAGCUCUGACAUUUUUGAUAGUGGUAUAUAAUUAGGGCGGUCAGGUUUCCUCUUGAAGAGACAAAGAUAAAUUACGUAGAAUUUAAACUUCUCUGAUCUUUAAUGCCCUACAUCUUCUUUCCCAGCAGCAGAUCGAGACAGAAAUGAUUCUAACGUCAAACGAGAGUGCGGCAUGAAAACAUUCCAUCUGCAUGACUUUGUAAAGUUCUGACUUUGUACAUGUCUGCAUGCGUGUGUACUCGUGGGACCGCGUCACGU
Thalassophryne amazonica is the source of this 2064-nucleotide messenger RNA. It is a transcript of the gene nrip2, whose product is annotated as nuclear receptor interacting protein 2. The coding region runs from base 193 to 1014 and encodes 273 amino acids. The transcript has 7 exons. Lineage: Eukaryota; Metazoa; Chordata; Actinopteri; Batrachoidiformes; Batrachoididae. The record is from RefSeq and is a predicted model, not a curated record.